This is a messenger RNA of Acanthosepion pharaonis, 549 nucleotides long. The record is from the annotation of a GenBank genome assembly. Lineage: Eukaryota; Metazoa; Mollusca; Cephalopoda; Sepiida; Sepiidae.
AUGUGCAUAUCCAUCACUACAUCCACACAUUCAUUACACCAUGUGCACAUCCAUCAAUCAUGUGCUCAUCCACCUCUCCAAGGACACAUCAUUACACUAUGCACACAUCCAACACACAUGUGCAUAUCCAUCACUACAUGCACACAUCCACACUCUAUGCACAAAUCCAUUAAACCAUGUGCACAUCAAUCGCACCAUGAACACAUCCAUCACGCCAUGUAUACAUCCAUCACACUAUGCACACAUCCAUCACACCAUGUGCACAUCCAAUACUCUAUGCACAUAUCUAUUACACUUGUGCACAUACAUCUACCUGCACACAUCCAUCACACCAUGUGCACGUCCAUUUCUUCAUGCGCACAUCUAUUACACUAUGUGCACAUGCAUCACUCCAUUCACACAUCCAUCUCCCCAUGCGUACAUCCAUCACAAUAUGUGCACAUCCAUUACACCAUGCAUACAUCCAAAACACCAUGCACACAUCCAUCACACAUGUGCAUAUCCAUCACUACAUGCACACCUCCAUCACACCAGGCACGCAUCUAUUAA